Molecule: messenger RNA, 321 nt
Organism: Populus euphratica (Euphrates poplar)
Lineage: Eukaryota; Viridiplantae; Streptophyta; Magnoliopsida; Malpighiales; Salicaceae
Product: acanthoscurrin-1-like
Exons: 2
Coding region: 1-321 (106 amino acids)
Source: RefSeq, a predicted model, not a curated record
AUGGGCAAUUUGAAGUGUUUAGCAAUUCUUGCUCUCCUUGUUGCAACUUCGGCUGUGAGUGAAAGCCGGGUUGCGAGAAAAGACUUGGGCCUGGAUCUUGGAGGGUUAGGGGUAGGGCUGGGUGUUGGAGUGGGUAUAGGGCUGGGUGGUGGUGGAUCAGGCUCCGGUGCUGGAGCGGGCAAUUUGAAGUGUUUAGCAAUUCUAGGUCUCCAUGUUGCAUCUUUAGCCGUCGGUGAAUGCCGGGUUGCAAGAAAGGACUUGGGCAUGGACCUUGGAGGGUCGGGAGUUGGUUUGGGUAAUGGGCUGGGUGGUGGUGGAUGA